AUGGCGGACCGAAUAACUCACUGUCCACCCUAUUCCUACCUAGAAAUCCUCCCUAUUGUUGGAAUGGGAGGCAUUGCUUUGCUCAAAGCAAAAGUAGGUGGAGAUGGAAGGGAUUCGUUGAAUGGAAACGAGGCAAAGAAACUUGAAAUUCACAAAAUCUUGUUGAGGAGGAGGUAUCUCGUAGUGAUAGACGACAUUUGGAGUGCGGAAGCUUUACAGCACAUAAGGUGGCUAUUUCCGAACAAACGUAAUAGAAGCCGGAUCAUAUUAACCACAAGGCUAAUGGAUGUGGCAACUUAUACUGCCAUUUCGUUGAACAUUCAUAUGAUGCGUUUCUUAGAUGACGAACAAAGUUGGCGUUUGUUCCAGCACAAGGUUUUUGGAGAUCAAGAUUGUCCUCAUGAGCUACAAAGUGUUGGGGAAAAAAUUGUAAAAGGUUGUGGAGGAUUGCCACUUUCAAUUGUUGCUGUGGCAGAACUUUUAUCGAGGAUUCCUAGAACUCCAAAGUUGUGGCAGCAAAUUGAAAUAAAUGAUGGGCAGUUGGGAUCAGUAUUAUCUUUGAGUUACAACCACUUGGCACCACAUUUGAGGAAGUGUUUCUUGUAUAUGGCAGCCUUCCCUCAGGAUUAUGAGAUUCGUGCUUCUGAACUCGUUAAACUUUGGGUAGCUGAGGGCUUUAUGAUAGAGCAAAAUAAAUCUAAGAGCAUAGAAGUGGCAGCUGAGGAGUGCUUGGAGAAUCUGAUCAAGCAAAGUCUAGUUUUGAUCACUAGCCGGAAAAGUGAUGGCAAAAUCAAAUGUUGCAGAUUGCAUAGUAUGGUGCGCGACUUUUGUGUGAGACAGGCCGGGCAAGAGAAGCUCCUUCUUUCUGUUAUGGACUACUUCCCUACUCCUAUCUUGAGAAGGCAUUUUCUUCCACAAGUCCUCCAAAAUCUUCACCGCAAAAGUGUUAGUUGGCAUGAUCUACAACUUAGAAACUCUAUGCAUAGCUCAUGCACCACUUCUGUUAUAUGCAUCCCACAAAGAGGGUAUAGGCCCAAAGGCUCUGUAAAGAACUUUACCUCACUUAGGGUUCUUCAUCUUUUACGUAGAAACGGUUAUGCAUAUUGGGAGCUAGGUCAAGUGUUUGAAUUGAUUAAUCUCACUCACCUUGCUUCCACCAUGCCCAAUGGUAUUGUUCCUCCAGCUAUAGCAAAGCUUCAGAAUCUGCAAAGUUUAAUUAUUUAUGGAUCUGAGGUUCAUUUGCUUGUGGAGAUUUGGAAUAUGAGGAAGUUGAGGCAUCUUAUCGCCUUCUCAUUUCAUCCUUUACUCCUUCCCGAGGGAGCAACUCUUUCUCUAGAUAACUUAAACACGCUUUCUAUGGCAACAAACUUUGUAUGUAGUAAAAGGAUGGUGGAUACGAUCCCAAGCAUAAGAAAGUUGGGAAUAUGCUACUCUGAAGAGAACUUUCGUGUAGGUCACCAUCUUGACAAGCUUAAACAUCUAUAUCAGCUUGAGAAGUUGAAAUUGGAGAUGCAUAGUUCAUUUGUGCCACGUCUGAAUCCUAUUUUUCCUAUGUUUCUGAAAAAGUUAGAAUUGAGUGGCAGGUGGAUUUCUUGGAAAGAUAUGAAAAUUGUUGGUUCGUUGCUAUUGAACUGGGAAUUGUAUUUCAUUGAACUGAAUUGA
This is a messenger RNA of Salvia hispanica, 1662 nucleotides long. The record is from RefSeq and is a predicted model, not a curated record. Lineage: Eukaryota; Viridiplantae; Streptophyta; Magnoliopsida; Lamiales; Lamiaceae.